Molecule: messenger RNA, 396 nt
Organism: Magnusiomyces paraingens
Lineage: Eukaryota; Fungi; Ascomycota; Dipodascomycetes; Dipodascales; Dipodascaceae
Exons: 4
Coding region: 1-396 (131 amino acids)
Biological process (GO): retrograde transport, endosome to Golgi; endoplasmic reticulum to Golgi vesicle-mediated transport
Cellular component (GO): Golgi membrane; Golgi cis cisterna; COPII-coated ER to Golgi transport vesicle
Source: RefSeq, a predicted model, not a curated record
AUGUGGUUAUCUGAUGUUCAGAAAUACGGUGUCGGCUUUACUGCUGCAGGUAUAAUAACUUUUUUUGAUUCCGCUUUACUGGCUUUUGGAAAUCUUCUGUUCCUUAUUGGAAUUGGACUUAUAAUUGGGUUACGUCGCACAUUUUACUUUUUUGCUCGUCCAAACAAAAUUCGAGGAACAAUUUGUUUUGUAUUAGGUAUUGUGCUUAUUCUUUUCAAAAGAUCUUUUGUGGGAUUUGGUAUUGAGUGCAUAGGCAUCCUUUCACUUUUUGGUGACUUUUUUGGGGUUAUUGUGGCAUUUUUAAGAUCACUUCCUGUCAUCGGGCCUUUACUAUCUCAUCCUUAUAUUGCUCCAAUUGUUGAUCGUAUUGCUGGAGUUCAAAUGCUUCCUGUUUAA